This is a messenger RNA of Plasmodium knowlesi strain H, 4065 nucleotides long. Its product is annotated as pre-mRNA-processing ATP-dependent RNA helicase PRP5, putative. The record is from RefSeq and is a predicted model, not a curated record. NCBI's taxonomy places the organism in Eukaryota, Apicomplexa, Aconoidasida, Haemosporida, Plasmodiidae. Gene Ontology annotation, molecular function: nucleic acid binding; ATP binding. The coding region runs from base 1 to 4065 and encodes 1354 amino acids. The transcript has a single exon.
AUGAGUGACCACUACGACCAUUACAGAAAAGACAUGAACAGAAGCAUCUUCAGUAACGACAAGCGGAAGAGAAGCAAUAGUCGACACGAUAACCAUGAAAGGAAGAAGGAGCACCACGAGGAGGGUACCUACAAAAGAGCCAGGGGGGUGGAGGACGAUGAAGAGGAGGAGGCGAGAUAUAGCAGAGAUAUGAAAUCGUAUAGGAAGCGCCUGAAGGAACAGUGGGGUGAUCGGAUAAGGCGAGACCGAGAUCGCGAAAAAUACUACCAACGGGACCGGGACCGCCGCGGAGACAGAUCCCCAGAGGAACGCCCGAAAAGAGCCAAGAGGAAGGAACACCUAUACAGUAGCAGUGACGAAGAAGACGAAGAGACGGACGAAGGGAAUAGCAGAAGCAGACAUCGAGGGAGUAGCGGAAGGUACGCAAAAGACGCCGCGACAAGGAGGGUGGAGCGCGAGAGGGAUAGGUACGAAGGGAAAGACAGUCUCCGGGAAAGGAGAAGGUCAAGGAAACGAAGCACCAGUGACGACAGAAGCGACGAUGGAAGUAGUGACAGAAGGAAGGAACGGAAAAACUUCCGUCGUCGCCAUUCCUCGGAGCGCAGUAGCUUCUCCGAAAAGAAUUCGAUGAAGAAAAAAAAAAAAAAAAAAAAAAGUUACUCCUCGUCAGACGAGGAAAGUAGCAACACGGACAAGGAGGUGAACAAACGGAGGGAAGGUAAUAAAAAAAAAAGGGAGAAAAAUGAGGAGGGGGGGGAUGGAGAACGAUCGAAAAGGGAAGACAAAAAUGGAGCACCUAUUGUUACUGCCACUAACGUUGUCGGAGGUGGUGGUGAGGAAAACCAUGAAGACGAAAACAAGCUCUCCAGGCUGGAGCGACUCAAGCGGUUCGCACAGAAGAUCAUGAACAGGGGAAACGACGAGGGAAGUGGUGAGGCUGGCACGAAGAUCAACGCGAAGGUCGAAAGGGAGAUUGGCACAAAGGGCACCAAGUUUACGCUUAAUAAGGUAAUCAGCAGCGCCGGCAGGAAGUUCGACCUGGACGCAUUUGGGGGAGGCAGACAAGACGAAGAGGAUGGCGAUGAUGAAGAGGAGGGGAAAAAGAAGUUGACGAAGAGGGAGCAGAAGAAUUGUGACACACGUCAAGGUCUGGGAAGAGGGGAUCUGCUUUCCAACUGGCCCGAGGAGGAACCUGCUGUAGGGGAUGACAAUGAAGACCCCCUCGAAGUGUUCAUGCGAAACUUGGAGCAAAACUGUGGCGAGGAAGAAGGAGAAGCGGUGGGCCCCAAUCAGGCCAUAACACUGGAGGAGAUUUAUAGGUAUGAUGAAAAUAGGCACCGAUUCGAGGGGGCAAAGCAAACGGAGGAAGAAGACCCCGUAGAAGCUGUCCACUCAGGAGAGGUCGCUAAAGAGACGAACCAAAGGGAUAUGCAGGCGCCCCAGAGAGCUGAUUUGGAAGAAGAUGAAGACGGCGAGGAAUAUCACCGAUUGUUCAUUGAAGCAUUGAGGAAGAAAGGAGAAGAGGAAGGCAACGGAAAUGAGGCGUUGGCACCCCAUGACGCGGGAAUUUGCGCAGGUAGUGGCGCAGGUAGUGGCGCAGGUAGUAGCGCAGGUAGUAGCGAAGCCAUAGAAAAUUUGAGCGAAGACAGCGAGUACAACAUCGAAACGAAUGUCCUGAAGAAAACGAAUAAGAAGUUUCUUCAGGUGAAUCGUGAGGAAGUGGAAUAUCUACCUAUAAAAAAAAACAUAUACGUGCAGGUAAGUGAGAUAACAAACAUGAAGGAUAGCGACGUGGACCUAUUCCGGAAGAACAACGGAAAUAUAAUUGUGAGAGGAAAGAACUGUCCACGACCAGUGCAAUACUUUUACCAAUGCGGAUUGCCAUCAAAAAUACUACCCAUUUUGGAGAAAAAAAAUUUUAAAAAAAUGUUUGGCAUACAGAUGCAGACGAUUCCAGCUUUGAUGUGUGGGAGAGAUGUUAUCGCUAUUGCUGAGACAGGAAGUGGGAAAACUCUAUCGUACUUGUUUCCAUUGAUUAGACACGUUCUUCACCAAGCACCUCUUCGAAAUAAUGAUGGCCCAAUUGCCAUAAUACUUACACCGACUAGAGAAUUGAGCAAGCAGGUGAAGAGUGAAGCGAGACCCUACUGUCAAGCGGUGAACCUGAGAAUCUUGGCUGUCUAUGGGGGAUCAAACAUUGGAACACAACUAAAUACACUUAAGAGAGGAGUGGAAAUAUUAGUUGGUACCCCCGGUCGUAUAAUUGAUAUUCUAACGAUAAGUAAUUGUAAAGUUACUAAUCUUAAUAGAGUAUCUUUCGUGGUUCUCGAUGAAGCAGACCGUUUGUUGGACUUGGGAUUUGAAUCUCAAAUACACAACAUUCUUAACAACUGCAGGAAGGAUAAACAGACAGCUAUGAUUUCGGCUACCUUCCCAAGUUACAUCCAGAACCUAGCUAAGAAGUUGCUUUACAAACCCAUCGAAAUUAUUGUCGGCGAAAAGGGAAAAACAAACAACAACAUAUACCAGUUUGUUGAAGUUCUACAGGUUAAAGAGAAGAUAUUUAGGCUCUUGAAGCUCCUUGGAGAUUGGAGCACUUAUGGUUUGAUCCUCAUUUUUGUGAAUAAGCAGUUAGAAGCAGAUCUCCUUUAUUUAGAACUCUUUAAGUAUGAUUACAAAACGUUAGUUUUGCAUGGAGGACAGGAUCAAGCUGAUAGAGAAUUCACUCUUCAAACGUUCAAGGAAGGGAAAAACAAAAUACUUAUUGCCACUUCAGUUAUGGCUAGAGGUAUCGAUAUAAAGGAUAUCAUCGUUGUAAUUAAUUAUGAGUGCCCAGACCAUAUAGAAGAUUAUAUUCAUCGUGUUGGAAGAACAGGUAGGUCGAACAAAAUUGGUUAUGCGUAUACCUUUGUCAGCCCUGAUGAACAUGCCAAGGCGUAUGAUAUCUACAGCCUCAUUAAGAACAACAUAUAUUACAUGAAUAAAACGAUUGAUAUCCCCAGACAGUUGGAAGAACUCGUUCUAGAGUACACCCAGAGUAGUAAUUUUGCGGAGGUUAAAAAGAAGGGUUACAAAGGGAAAGGCUUCAAGUUUACUCCAAAUGAAAAAUCCCGCCUUCAGAUGGAUAAGGCCAAUGCCAAAAGAGAACUUGGCUUAGUGCGCGACAAGGAGGGGGCGGCGGAGAACCCAGCGGAGGGAGAUGCCCCCGACGGAGAAAUGCAGGGAUCAUUUGAUGGAGCAGCGGCAAGCAGAAUGGGUGGAAAUGCUCCUCCAAUGGUAACUCCACAAUCGCAACCACAACAGGCACAACCGCAACCACCACCACCACCUCCACCGCCUGGAGAGCCCAGCCCACAAAGCGAAAUAAAGCGAAUCGAACUGGAGAUACAGAGGAUAAAAAUGAACGACACCAUGGACCUGUCGCUAAAGGCCAAACAAAUAAAUGAGUUGAUGAAGACCUACAACUUCGUGGCCCUCCAACAAAGUACCCUCAAAAAAAAUGCAGACAGCACGGAGGAUACUGAUAUAGAGAAAAUGGCCGAACAGGAGGCCACCAAGGCAACAGAACACAUAAAGAAUGAAACGGAAAGAAAGCAACUCUUUAACAAAAUUAAACAAGACGUAAAAAAAAAAUUAAUGGACAGUAAGAUGCAGAGCAACUCCAAGGCGGAGAACAUUCACAGGAGUAUGCUUUUAAAUUCCAUGAGGACAAGAAACAUGAAAAAAUACUCUCCUUUCAUUCCUCACACCUAUAUUAUGGAGGACAACUCCAUUAUGCAGGAGUUCUACAUUAAUGACUAUCCGCAACACGUGAGGUUGAGGAUAUGCAACCGAGAGGUGCUCUCUCGCAUUUCCGACAUGUCUGGUUCAAGAUGCCAGAUAAAGGGUCAAUACUCCAACCCCAAUCAGCCAAAUAAGACCACCUUUCUUCUUGACGCCAAGCCGCUACACAUUGAAAUAACCGCAUCCAACUAUAAUCAGGUGCAGAUUGCACACAACGAAUUCACCUCCAUGAUUAAUCAGUUACUUCAGAAUAGCAACAUGAAGGGGCAUCGGAAGGGGUGA